AUUCGACCACAACGCCACCUCUUCGGGGUUCUCAAGGGCUGCGUUGGGGUCGCCCACACCCCGGGGAACAUGACCUCAAUUUGGUAUUCCCUCUUCCAGCUACCGGUGCCCGUCAACUCAUGACUAGCGCAAGUCUACCCGACACAACAAUAACAUAACCUCACAACAAACAACUUUGUUAAUUCCUUGAAGAAUAGCAGAGUCUGUGAAGAGUGCCAACUCCUGGAGAUUUAUUCAGGGGAAUGUCCGACGAAAGCGAAAGGACAGUUGAAAAAAUUGCGUUCAAGAAACGAACAAAAAACAAACCCCUCAGGAAACGUCACCAAGACUCCGACGAAAGUGAUAAUGAAGAGGAGAAAGAAUCCUCAGUUCGGAAUAAAGUGGAGGAGAUGAAGACUAUUCAGAAGUUGAGACAACGUCCGAAUGGUGUCAACAUCACUGGCCUAGCCCUUGGUGAACAAGGAACUGCUGAAGUAACUAAUUCUUCAGAUCCCUUCAACACUAAAGCUGGGGGUAUGGUCAACAUGAAAGCCCUGAAAAAUUCGAAAUUCAAACAGGAUGAUGCCUAUGACACAGGUAUAGGCACACAGUUCAACGCUGAAACGAAUAAACGUGAUGAGGAUGAAGAAAUGGUGAAAUAUAUUGAGGAGGAACUGUCAAAAAGGAAAAAUACAUUGACUAAUGACCCCUCAAGUGGGCAAUCUGGGGGAAGAAAUUACUGCUCACCUGAAGAGGCCGCACUCCAAGCGGUCCCCGAGCAUCUGAGACAGAGUUCCGCCCACAGGAGUGAGGAGAUGCUGUCAAAUCAAAUGCUGUCGGGAAUACCAGAAGUCGACCUUGGAAUAGAUGCAAAAAUAAAAAAUAUCGAAGCGACUGAAGAGGCCAAGCAAAAAUUACUGUGGGAGAGGCAUCGAAAGAAUGAUGGACCAUCGCAAUUUGUUCCAACGAACAUGGCUGUUAAUUUUGUUCAGCACAAUCGAUUUAAUAUUGACGAUACAAAAACGAAGAACGACACUGCAAGAGCUGAGAAAGUUGACUCGAAGGAAGACCCUAAAGCUAAACGAAAGGACAGCAGUGAAAAGGCAACCGACGAUUAUCACUACGAACGAUUCAAAAAACAAUUCAGAAGAUUCUAGGCUGUUCCUCGCACAUGUUAAAUAAUUCGAUGUUUCUCAGUAAUUUGUAAAUAAAGAAUUAAAUUUUUUUCUGAGUA
This is a messenger RNA of Diachasmimorpha longicaudata, 1213 nucleotides long. RefSeq names its product splicing factor C9orf78 homolog. The transcript has 6 exons. The record is from RefSeq and is a predicted model, not a curated record. NCBI's taxonomy places the organism in Eukaryota, Metazoa, Arthropoda, Insecta, Hymenoptera, Braconidae. Gene Ontology annotation, cellular component: spliceosomal complex. Gene Ontology annotation, biological process: mRNA splicing, via spliceosome. The coding region runs from base 243 to 1136 and encodes 297 amino acids.